AAUACAGUAGCUAGGAAAUGACUUUCUGUCAGUGCGUAGUGCGUCGGAAGAGAAGCUCGGUCCAAUUCAGUUCCAUUCACUGAUUUCAUGCUUUGGAGAACAAUCCUUCGAUCGAUCAGAGUGACCCGCAGAUCGAUCGCUGGCUGGUCGCUGGGUAGAAGGGACGGAUAGAUUAAAGCUAGUGCAGACAGCGGUGAGGUGAGAAUGAAGAAUCGGAAGGGAUGGAGGGGGCGAGGGAGGGCACAAGAUUGACGUAGCUCUGGAGGCGAAGGGCCGCGACGGUGGUUUCCAAUGUAUGUGCUGUAGACUCUACUUUACUUUUAUUAAACAAAUCGGUAAAAUGUUUGUGCCAAAGGAGCUACUGUCUCUUGGUAAACUUCCAUACCGAAUCAGUUAUAGAGAGCCUGCACAAGAGCAAUUCCGGCAACAGGUCAUCGAGGGCUCUGUUGAGAGAAACGCAGGCGCUAUUAAGAUACUGGACGUGAUUUUCUGCUUGCAGGCAUUCGAGGAACAACAUUGUUGAUACUCCCUUGUUGAUUUCCAUGGGAGACGUGUGGUGGUGAAGUCCAAGUGAGCAUAAGUUGUUACAGAUGACCAACUAUGAAUUACAAAAGUGAGCAUAGUUGGAAGGGAAUCAAAGCAGGAGCUUAAUUUCUCAGAAGUCUUGGUUACAGACACCUCCCUACCCAAGAUACAAUAUUGUCGUACAGGUUGACGUCUCAAUGGCGUGGCUGGGGAAGUUUCAAAAUUUGAGCUCCAAUCUUGGAAAUCUGAGCGAUUUGGCGGGUGCCGUAUCUAAGCUUAGUGAGAGUGUGAAGAACAUUGAGAGAAACUUUGAUUCCGCGUUGGGCUUCGAUGACAGAUCCAAUGAUGUACCCUCGCCCUCUGAGACAAGAGUACAACCAGUUGAGCUUCCAGCUUCUCCUGCAAAACAUCCGAAGGUUGCUUCGGAAAAUGAAAAUGUUCAAGGUGUAUCCAGUCCUGAGAUUGCAGUGAAGCACCAAGCUGAUAAGCCAAAUGUGGACGUUCCCGAGAAGAUCGAACCUCCUGCUAUCCAGCAUGUGCAGGAAGAACCGGUCUCAACGAAGGCAGAGGAAAAGUCGGGAACAGAAGAGUCCGGAGAAAGUGUUCAAGUCCCUGGUGCGGAUAUCAACAGCGAGCUGUCUGAGAAGGUGAUUUCUCAAAGCGGAGAUAAGUCCAAUGUAGCAACAGACUCAAGACAAAGUGAAGGAGAACCAGUUGUCUCAGAGCAGCUUCUAGACUCAUUGCCAGAGGGGAAUGCAGAUGACGUGAAGAGCAUCAGCUCUAAUAUAGAAAUCAUUGACGUCCGGCCGAAAGAGCAAAAGGAAGUGACAAGUACAAGCGAAAAGAAAAAUUCUGUUGGACAAACCGAUGCUGUAGAUUCCUUACAAAGUGCAGACUCUACAAACAGAGGUGCGAGGGAAACUUCCAAGGAUGUUGAGGAAACACGUUUUACAGUGACGAGUCCUGCUGUUGCUAAGGUCGACAGUGCGAAUAGUGCUGGAAGUAAAAAGCUCGACAUUUUUCCGGAUGAGAGAAGUGAGUCAACGAACCACGUAAUAGAAUCAAAAGAAGAGGUUUCGAAGGCUGGAGAAGCUCUGGUGGAUGGAACCAUGGUCUCUGAGAAAAGCAACGUUGAGGAGAAUAAACUAAAGGCAGAGCUGAAAAUGAUGGAGGCAGCAUUACAGGGAGCUGCAAAGCAAGCACAGAUGAAAGCAGACGAGAUUUCGAGAUUGAUGGGCGAAAACGAGAAGUUAAAAGCUGACGUUGAUGCAUAUAAGAAUAAGUCAAACGACAUGGAGCUAGACGCACUUCGAGAAGAAUUUCAGCAACGCAUAGGAGCUGCCGAAAGGAAGGUUUAUGCCCUGACAAAAGAAAGAGAUAUGCUGAGAAGGGAGCAAAGUCGAAAGAAUGAUUCCUCUAUACUUCUGAAAGAAAAGGAUGAAAUCAUCAAACAAGUCAUGGCUGAAGGCGAAGAACUUUCUAAAAAACAGGCAGUUCAAGAGGGAAUCAUGAAGAAACUGAGAGCUCAGAUUCGUGAGCUGGAGGAGGAAAAACAACGACUGAACUCAAAACUUCAAGUGGAGGAAGGCAAGGUGGAAAGUAUGCGAAAAGAUAAGGUUAUGACCGAGAAAGCCCUACAAGAUGCAGUCGAGAGGGGACAAACAGAGCUUGCAGCAGUUAGAGAGUAUUAUACAAAUGCUCUGAACGAGGCCAAAGAUGCUGAAGCGCAAGCUGAAGCACGUGCUGAUAGCGAAGCCAAGGCAGAUCUUGAGCGGCGCUGUCGAGAGUCUGCAGACCGUGAGACUGCGCUUCUACAAUCUCUAGAUGAGCUUAGACAGGCACUUAGUGCAACCGAGCAGCAGGCAGCUUAUCGGGAAGACAUGUUGAGGAGGGAUCUUGAAGACCUCGAGAGACGCUGUCAGGCAGCAGAGGCUCGUUAUGAUGAGCUACUCGCUAAUAUGCCAGACUCCACUCGACCUCUUUUGCGACAAAUCGAAGGCUUAGAGGAGGCAGCAGCUAUGAGAGCAGAAGUAUGGGCAGGUGUUGAGAGAUCUCUGAACUCGAGGUUACAGGAAGCAGAAGCUAAAGCGGCUGGAGCUCAAGAGAGGGAGCGAGCUAUCAACGAACGCUUGUCCCAAACUCUUUCAAGAAUGGCUGUAAUGGAAGCCCAGUUAUCCUGUCUAAGAGCUGAGCAAAGCCAACUCACACGUUCUUUAGAGAAAGAAAGACAAAGAGCCUCCGAAUCUAGACAAGAGUUUCUGGUAGCAACAGAGAGGGCUGCUACUCAUGAGGGCCGUGCCAAGCAAUUGGAGGAAGCAAUUGAAAGUUUGAGAGCCAGACAUAAACAGGAUUUGAAAGAAGAGCGGACUCGUCGUCUGGCCUUGGAGCAGGAAGUUGAACAAGAGAGAGCGGUUACUGCGGAAUAUGAAAAACGCCUUCGUGCCGAUGGCCGCACCGGUGCUGACAAGACACCAGAAAAGUCUACUCCUAAUUCAAAUAUGCUGACAAUGUCUCAGACAGAAUUCAGUUCUACCGUUAAGAACCACAAGCGAAUGCCAAGUGUUAGUAGUGCAGGGAGCAUGGAAGAAAGCUUCUUUUUGCAAGCUUCAGUGGAUACAGGCCCAUCGGUGGAGAGGCUUAGUUUUAGUGAGAGGCCGCCAUCCCCGUAUACGAGGGGUAUGGGGAUGACUCUAGGUCUAGGCACGUCAUCGCUUGAGCAACUUGAAGGGCAACUUCGCCAGAAAGAAGGCGAGCUAAGUUCUUGCUUUGCACGCUUGGCCGCAUUAGAAUCUACUCGAGAUUCGUUGGCAGAAGAACUUGUGAAGGCUACGACUCAGAAUGAAAUGUAUCGUUCCGAAGCCAAUCUGUUACCCGGACUACGAGCUGAGUUGGACUCUUUGCGACGGCGUCAUACGUCUGCCUUGGAGCUUAUGGGUGAACGUGAUGAAGAGGUCGAGGAGCUCAAAGCAGACUUGGCAGACGUCAAGCAGAUGUAUAGAGAGCAGAUUACGAUGCUUGUUGGGCAGAUCGAGAGAUUGAGUGUCGCGAUUGGAAGUAGAUAAGAGACUUGUCUGAAGACUCGGACAAAUCUGUCGACUCAUUGAUUUGACCGCUGAGCUCAGCUGCUGGUUUGUGACAGCAUACUAGAUUCGUGUUCCUUUCCCUUAUCUUUGUAAAAUGAUGUAUUAAGCAGACGGUAUAACCUGUCUUGUUGAAAGCAGUAGCUGGGUUCUAUCUCGUCACUAUUUUGACUGCUAGGUAGUCGAACUUCCGGUACAAAGUCAAGGAAUAAUCGAUCGGCCAUCUUUCCGCAAAUGCUUGAUCAAUCAUUGUAGUCUGUAACCUGUAGUUUAUUUAAUCCAACCAUUGACCUCGCACAAAAGCUGAUCACCAAACAACUGAUGAUGAUCAGCGCAGUCUUGUUUCUAUGAGAAAUUCUAUUAAUGCGCAAAUUUCAACAAAUAAAGCUACAUACAUAGACUCCACUGUUCAUUGACGACGAGGUUCUGAUCUAACAUAUAUAGUCUUCACCCCUUGAGGUCUUCAUUGUUCAAAAAGUUGCUAAGGGGUGAAAGAAAAUC
This is a messenger RNA of Marchantia polymorpha subsp. ruderalis, 4106 nucleotides long. NCBI's taxonomy places the organism in Eukaryota, Viridiplantae, Streptophyta, Marchantiopsida, Marchantiales, Marchantiaceae. The record is from the annotation of a GenBank genome assembly.